AUGUCUUUGUUGCUCGGUCUCGUUGCAAUGUUUUCUCGUCUUACAUCAUGCACUCUUCGACCAGCAGUAUUUUUCUCAUCUACUGCCAGAUUAUUUGACAAUGAACUUGCGGAAUCACGAGAAAAAGUCAGGGCAGAACUUAGGCAACAAGGGCUCACUGACCGCAUCCACACUACAGCAUCUGAUUUCAAUAAAAAAGAUUUGGAGGCACUAGGAGUGAGCUUCCAACCAGCUCUCAAGUGCCACGUCCUCCCUGAUGAUGUAGAAGUCACUGGCUUUCCAGACAAAUACGCUCUUCCAAAAAUUGAUAUCCAAACGAUUACAGAUAGAAAAUUUAAUGUUGACAAUCUUAAAGAAAUUUCAGACACUCAAGUCAAAGCAUUCUUAAUCGAUCUGAACGAAGUUUCCAGGAAUUUAGGUUCCGAUGAAGGCAUGGACGAAUCUGUGACUGACACACUGUUAACUACUCUACUAGUUCAGGUUCUUGGCCUGCAUAACCAUCCCUUGAGAGUUAGACAGCACCUGCGAUGCAGAUUAUACAUCCUAAGCGAGCCUUAUGUUACAGCAAGACCUGAAUUUGUGGUCAAUAGGGGUAAUACUUCUAUGAUUGUUGUAGAGGAUAAACAUCUGAGAACUAAAAACCUUAUCUAUUCGAAAGGUCAUGGGGAAGCACAGAUGGCUGCCGAGAUACUGGCGUGUGGAAAUGAAAAUAUUCGUCAAAUUGACCGUCAAACUGGCGUAAUUUCGGAUCAAACUAUAUUUGGGGUUCGCGCCAUCUCCUCAUAUUUUACAUUUUACAAAACUGUAAUCUCUUCAAAAUAUUGGGAUGAACUUGAUUUCAGCUUACCACAGCAAGAGUCAGUUCUUAUUAAAAGAUGGCCACAGAGGGAACGUCCAGAGACUGGUCUGGACAUUGCAACACCGGAUGGGAGACGAGAAGUGUUGGAAGCAUUGGCCAGAAUUCGACAGUUUCUUUUGCAAUAA
Messenger RNA from Ambispora leptoticha, 984 nucleotides. The record is from the annotation of a GenBank genome assembly. NCBI's taxonomy places the organism in Eukaryota, Fungi, Glomeromycota, Glomeromycetes, Archaeosporales, Ambisporaceae.